CACUGCACAACAGAGACAACAACACAGGAGCACGUAACAAGAACAUCGGUGAACAGAACACAAUGUACAAGACAAUGGGAUCAACCGCCCUCAAGAGGCUCAUGACAGAGUACCGCGAACUCACUUUGCACGCGCCUGAGGGCAUUACCGCCGGACCUAUUACCGAAGAAAACUUCUUCGAGUGGGAGGCACUCAUUGAAGGACCACAGGAUACACCUUAUGAGGGAGGCAUUUUCCCUGCGACGUUGACCUUUCCCAAGGACUACCCACUCUCGCCUCCGACGAUGAAGUUCACUUGCGAGAUGUUUCACCCCAAUAUCUAUCAGGACGGAACUGUAUGCAUCUCCAUCCUUCAUGCUCCUGGCGAUGAUCCAAAUAUGUACGAAUCGAGCUCAGAGCGGUGGAGCCCUGUUCAAAGCGUCGAAAAGAUUCUGUUAUCAGUGCUGAGCAUGCUCGCGGAACCGAACGAUGAAAGUGGCGCCAAUAUUGAGGCAUGCAAAAUCUGGCGUUCUGACAGAAAACACUUUGACGAAAUUGUCAGAAACACUGUCAGGAAAACAUUGGGACUUUAGGUUUAGAAAGGCAAUACACCGCAAUAAAGCUGCCUUC
Gamsiella multidivaricata is the source of this 609-nucleotide messenger RNA. Its product is annotated as ubiquitin-conjugating enzyme E2 G2. The transcript has 5 exons. Bases 63 to 572 code for a protein of 169 amino acids. Gene Ontology annotation, cellular component: cytosol; endoplasmic reticulum. NCBI's taxonomy places the organism in Eukaryota, Fungi, Mortierellomycota, Mortierellomycetes, Mortierellales, Mortierellaceae. The record is from RefSeq and is a predicted model, not a curated record.